Messenger RNA from Stegostoma tigrinum, 4296 nucleotides. RefSeq names its product EF-hand calcium-binding domain-containing protein 4B. Gene Ontology annotation, molecular function: calcium ion binding; GTP binding; GTPase activity. The record is from RefSeq and is a predicted model, not a curated record. The transcript has 18 exons. Bases 563 to 2683 code for a protein of 706 amino acids. Lineage: Eukaryota; Metazoa; Chordata; Chondrichthyes; Orectolobiformes; Stegostomatidae.
UUGUGACUAACCCAUUUGCAGAAUACUAUUCCAACAGGCAUAAUGCAGAAAGAACAAACAGGAUAUAGUUUAUCUCCCUGGAAUUUGUUUUAAUAUUAGAGCAAACAGAACAAUAACGUUACAUUAAAAUGCUCUUUUACCACAAGAGCCUCAGGUAUCAUAAACUGAAAACCUGAUGCUAGAGGAAUGAUAUCUGAUUUCUCUUCCUUAUCAUGUGAACAGAACGGCAUCAAUUAGGGCAGAUAAUAUUGGAUUUUUCUGUUCCUUUGAAGAGUGUUGCUUGAGCUACAUAAGCCUAGCAAAUGUACACGACAUCUGAUGGUAUGCAUAAAGUCACAGAAUUUUCGGAAACAUUCAGACAUUAUGUUUGUUCUUGUUUUCUCAAAAAGCAACUCGCAUUUCUUAGGUUCUUCCACUGAAUUUAUUUUCUCAUUCCUUUUGGAAGCUCACGUGGAUUGUUUCUCCUUCAAGGCACUACAGUUGAAAGAAAGAAGCCUUUGCUUGGUGGAGUAUCCAAGACUAGAAAGAGCUUGAUGUAGCCUGAAACUAUUGGAAGCAAACUAUGGAAGCUUUGGAAAAAGCACCCUUGGCAGAGAUGGCAAGUAAAGACCAAAGGGAGGGGGGCAGUCAUCUAUCAGCACAGAGAGAUUUGGUAAUGUCUGACUGUAAAAACACCGAGAUGCAUAACCAGGGACAUUUGGCUCUGCUGGAAAAAUCCCGGGAGUUCUUCCAGAUCUGUGACCGAGAAGAGAAAGGAUUUAUUAACCGAGCAGAUAUGCAGCACCUUCAGACUGAGCUGUCUCUCAGUUCCAAUGAACUGCAGGAUGUGUUCAAUGCCCUGGAUGCUGAUCAGAAUGGCUCUCUGACGCUGGAGGAAUUUACCACGGGAUUUAGUCAGUUCCUGUUUGGGGAAAAGAUCGUUGUAGACAAGUUAAAGAGAAGACAGGAUCAGCCUGAGAGCUUGUAUCUGGAUCAGUGUACCCAACAGUUGGUAACAGCUGAUGACGAUGAGGAGCACCAUUUCCAAACGAUGAUGGAGAACCUGGGAGCAAGGAAACUCUUUAAAGAUCAACAAGAAAUCCGAAACUUAUGGACACAGCUGAGAAAGGAUGAACCACAUUUACUUACUCAUUUUGAAGAAUUCCUGGAAAGAGUUUCUAUUCAGAUUCAAGAAGCCAACGAGGAAAGGGAAAUGAUGGAAUUUGCUCUGAAAAGAAAAGCAGCAGAAUACAGUGAAGAAAUAAAACAGCUUUAUAAUGAAAUGGAGCAACAAAUAAAAAGUGAAGAAAAUAAAAUAUUUCAGAAAAAUUCAGAUUCGAAGUCACGAUGCCAAGAACUGGAAUAUUUGCUGAGUGUUAAAGAAAAACAAUAUGAGGAACUUAUUCAAAAGCAGAACAGGCUGGACAGACGGUGUGUCGAGCUGUUGAGUGAGAAGCAGGAGUCAAAGCUGGAAAAUCAGAGGCUAAGACAGAUCAAUGAGGAGUUGGAGAAUCAUCUGCAGAAAUUGAACAGUGACCUUUUGGGAGCUCACUGUCAAAUGCAGGCGCUGGAGGAAGAAACUUAUCAACAGCAUGAAGAAAGAGAAAUGGAACUGUAUCGAGUGACUGAGGGUCUGGAAAGAGAGAAGUUAAGCCUUUGUAAACAGUUAGAUCUCCUCAGGGAAAUGAAUAAACAUCUUCAAGCUGAACGGGAUAUGUCCCUGAUGGGUAUCCAGAAACCCUCCAUUCGUCGCUCUUCCAGCUUCUGGAAUCAAAGGAUAUCUGCCAUCACUGAUCCCCAUGUGGAUAGCAGGCUGUUGUGCAACAGGAAAGGUGAUGACAAGGAGGAACUCAGUAAUUCCAUGCUACUGUCAAAGAAUUUGGGAGAUGGGAAUGCACACAGCCUCAUCCAGGAAGAAGCCGACAGGGAAUCCCAAACCAAAGCCACUCAGAGACUGUAUUUGCAGAGAAUUAUUUCUAUUGAAGAGGACCCAUUGCCCCAGUUCCUCGAAAUGCAUUCUACAAUGCACUUAAACAACUUGAAUGAGGUGGAAGAGGAGAUGGAGAAGGAGCAGGAGGAAGUGCUGGCGCUAGAAAAGAAUAGUCAGGAGAAUGGAAAAGUUUUUUCACUUCCAAGAACACAGCCUGCUGGUGAAGAAGCUUUGAUAUUGGUCAACGAACCACAGUCCAAUCCGGACCGUUUAUUUAAAAUCAUCUUUGUUGGGAAUUCCAGUGUGGGGAAAAGUUCUGUUUUAAGACGAUUUUGUGGCGAGGGUUUUAGCCCUGGGUUGUGUGCUACUGUCGGUAUAGACUACCAAGUGAAAACAGUAAAGGUAGAUAAUUGUCUGCUGGCUCUGCAGCUCUGGGACACAGCAGGACAGGAACGGUUUCGUAGUGUCACGAAGCAGUUCUUCCGUAAGGCCGAUGGAGUUGUUCUCAUGUACGAUAUCACAGCUGCGACCACCUUUAGUGCUAUACGGCAGUGGCUGGAGAGUGUGCAGGAGGGAGCGGGCCCUGAGGUUUUAAUUCUGCUCCUGGCCAACAAAACCGAUCUGGAAAGGAAACGCCAGGUUGCCAGUGAACAAGGUCGCCGAUUGGCUAAGGAAUAUAAUUUGAUUUUCUAUGAGUGCAGUGCCUUUUCAGGUGUCAAUGUAACUGAAUCAAUGAUGCAUUUGGCCAGCCCACGUUUUUCUCUCAUAUUGUGACAGACACUUAUUUGAUCUGUUUGUUCAGACUUCUGAAGGAACUCGAAGAUAAGGAAAAGGAGAAGAUUGUUGAGCUGUGUGAAGAUUGUCCCCAACAGAAAACUUGCUGUGCAAAAUAAUGAGGAGUGUUUGUCACAUCCUAUCACCAGAGGAGCCUUUAUGUUACCUUAGAGGAACGCACUUUGUGCUUUUUACAUCUCGCUGCAGGAUAUUGUGGAGAACAUCUGAAUGAGAAACACAAACUGAAUUUCAGUCAGCUGUGCCAGCUGGCAUUUUAAUCGUUAGAUCCUUCAGCUAAUGCAAUGCCAUUUAAGAAAUGUGAAGCUUAGCCAAGAUUGGGGAUUCUAAACUCCUCCCGCAACUACAAUGAGACUACUUAAACAGUAGCUGACGGCAAGUGAUAAACUGGAAGCAGCGGGAACUUUUAAAUUAAUCCGGUUAUUGUGCAAGUGAAGGAAGCCUUGGGACUUUGAACUUGUAUCAUCAGUUCUGAGGAGGGGUCACCGGAACCCGAAACGUUAACUCUGUUUUUUCCCUUCACAGAUGCUGCCAGACCUGCUGAGCUUUCCCAGCAACUUCUGUUUUUGUUGUGUUGUACUUUGCGUACUGUACCCCUUAAACAUCUGUCAUAGGUUCUGUUUGUCUUGGAGAAUCUUGGAGAUUAGGCUGAGGAAUCUUAGGGGACAAUUUGUUAAAUUCUAUACCUUCAGCUUCUGGAAAUGGAAAAGAAAGUCCCGGUGUUGUGAAUUUGGAAGAAAUCCAAUAGCAGAGAGGAUUUAACCAGCAAGCCUGGGGAAAGAUGGUAAUUUUCUUUUCAUUCUCUCUUGGGUCGUGGGUAUUAUCAGCAAGACCAGGAUGUCUCCAGGAGCUCCUGCUCCUGCUCCUAUGAUGCUGCUUGGCCUGCUGUGUUCAUCCAGCUCUACACCUUGUUAUCUCACAUGUAGGCCAGACCAGGUAAGGACAGCAGAUUUCCCUCCCUAAAGGCCGUUAGUGCCAGAUGGAUUUUCAGAAAAAUUGAUCAUCGUUUCACAAUGACCAUCACUGAGACUAGCUAUCACUUUCUGGAAUCAUUAAUUAAAUUUAAAUUCUACCAGUUGUCCCCUUGUGAUUUGAAUCUGUGCCUGAAUCUCUGGCUUACUAAAUCCAGUCACAAUACCACAAGGACAAAAUUCUCCGAAUAAUCCUUCAAAUGAUACAUUAGAAUUUUCAAAAAUAUUUCUGAAGUAAUUUUUGAGCUGACUUUAUCAAAAGGAGCUAUGAUUUUUGUGAGGUUGUGCAAGUUAAAUCAACACCAGGAAAUAUUUACACACGCAAAAGCAGAAUUUGCUAGUAAAGCUCAAAGCAGGUCCAGCAGCAUCAGUGUAUAAAAAUCAAGAGUUAAUUACCCUUCCUCUGUUCUUGUCUCUGAUUUACAGCAUCUGCAAUUCUUUGAGUUUUUGUCCAGAAAACAUUUAGCCUAAUUAAAAUUGUCAUUAGUGAACUAAAUUGAUGAUAUUACUUCUAGGAGACUACAAUACUUAGAAUGAGUAUUUUGGUUGAUGUUAUGUGAACUGUAGAAGGGAGGUCAACAUUAUCUCUAUAACCUGCUGAAAUUAAAAUGUUUACAGCCAUAA